Messenger RNA from Lymnaea stagnalis (great pond snail), 4931 nucleotides. The record is from the annotation of a GenBank genome assembly. Lineage: Eukaryota; Metazoa; Mollusca; Gastropoda; Lymnaeidae.
AGGAACCUGAAGACUCCUCAAAUAAUAAAGUGAAAAAUAGAAAACGAAAAAUCGCAUCGGUGAAGGGAGAGUCCUUAAGUGAAAAUGAAUUGCAAGCAGCUGCCAAAAGAAAGAAGACUAAAAAGGAAGGGAAAGUGAAAAUUUCAGAAAAAACAGAGCAAUUGACCAAGUUAGAUAUUACUGAAGAAGUUAAAUUGCCAGACAGUAAAUUAAAUAGACAGACAUGUCCUGUACGUGCAAAGUCUAAAGGAGUGUUCAUAAAAAAUAAAAAUAUAGACAUUGUGGGGGGAGACAAAGAGUUGGAACAAGAAGAUAAAACCUCAGAAGAAGUGCUGCCCAGUGGAAAUAAUUCAAAGAAAUUAAAGAAAAAGAGAAAAGAAAGACAAAAGAAGAAAAAGCAGCUGAAUGCUCUUAAAAAGAUAGCAACAAAAGAUGUAAACAACAGCACAAAAAACAUUGAAACUGAAUCGCCCCAAAAACUGGAAAGCAGGCCAAAGCUCGGUAGGCCCAUUAAUAUGUAACUUUAUUAAACAUAAAAGUAAUGGUUAAUUUAACCUCAAUAUAAUUAAUAUUGUUCUUAGUUUUCAUUUCUUUGGUAAUAAUGUUGACCCUUUUGAUCUGUCUAAAAUUCAGAUAUGUCACAGUGGCAUAACCUGUGUGUUCCUGAUGAGCUAAUGAAAUCCCUACAGGACCAAGGAUUUGAAAAGCCAACUGAGAUUCAAACCAUUGCCCUGCCAAGUGCCAUUAGAGACAGAAAAGAUAUUCUUGGCGCUGCUGAGACUGUAAGGAAAUUGAUUUUAGUUGAUAUGGGCUCACUAGAUUGUUUCCUGUACUAAAAAAUUCAGUUUGCUUAAUGGUGCAUUUUUUGUGAGUUAAUCUUAGCCAGAAUGGGGCAUCCCAAAAUUGUUAUUAGAUCAUAAUCAUGAUGAUGAUGGUAGUCAAUAUUUUAGUAAUUAGUUUUUCAAAACAUAUUUUAUUCCUGAUGGUUUAUACACAUGAAUUAACGCUAUAUAGCUUUAAUUAUGUAAAAGUUUUGGCGGCUUUUAUAAAUAACCAAAUUUCAUGCUAAUUUUGUGUUUGAGCUUAUCAGGUUCAUCUAUGCCAGGUGGUUUUGUAUUGCAUUGCUAAAGUUAUAGUCAGCCAAAAAAACUUGAGAAACUAAUGGACUUUUUAUUGCAUCUUUUCCAAGGGAAGUGGUAAAACCUUAGCAUUUGGUAUACCAGUUUUAACAAAAAUCUUGAGCUACAGACAAGAACAAAAUGCUUCUGAUGAGAUACAAGAUAAUGAUGAAGAGGAAAUGGAGGAAGAUGGAUCAGAUGAAAAUCAAAACCCAGCAAAGAGCAAGCACUUUGUAAGUACCGAUGUAAACAUAGACAGCUCUAGCAUUGUGAAUAUAAUCAUAUUAAAGUUUAUCAUGUAAAACCACUCUCUGAAAUACUCCUUAUUGAAAGAAUAUCAUUGUCUUAUACUACAGAAAAAAACUAAAAAAUCUCACCCUCUGGCUUUGAUAUUACAACCAACCCGUGAGCUGGCAGUUCAAGUGAAAAAUCAUCUGACAGCUUUAGCCAAGUAUACAGAUAUUAAAGUAAGUCAGGAAGAACUUUGGGUCUCAUUCUAUCCUUGUCAUAGUUUCAUCUAGUAUUUUUAGUUGUGUAACAUGUUUUUUUAUGAUCACAGUUUGCUACGAUAGUCGGUGGUAUGUCAGUAGAGAAACAGCGAAGAAUCUUAGGAAAACAACCAGAAGUUAUUAUUGCAACACCAGGACGGCUGUGGCAGCUCAUAGAGGAGGUCAGUUUUGCAUUUCCAUUGCAUAAUUUUGUAAAGAGGACAACUAUUUGUUCUCUAUUUAUUUCUCUGUAAAGAAAAUUCAAGUGUGUCUGAUACGCUACAACCGAUAAGCAUUUUCUAUUGAUUCCAAAUUUGUAUCCUGGAUUCUGAAUAUGAACUUAUUUAAAGGGAAAUUGAAAAAAAAUAUUUUUUACAAAAAGUAAUGUUUACAGAAGAAACAAUUUAAACUAUAUUAUUAAGUUAUUGUUUUGAAAUCAUACUGAAAAUUCUGAAGUGCAACCCUUUAUUGUGUUAUUUAUACUGAGUGGUUGGGAAGCCACUGGUUUUCAAAAUGAUGCUGAAAUUUCUUUUAUCAAUAGAAUAUUACAAUGAUCAAAAUUAUAACCUGAAGUCACAGUAAACCAUGUGAAAAAAAGGAAUCCCAAUUCUUUAUGCCUAAUGGUUCUUUCUACACAGGAAGUUUUGGAUUGCCUUUAUUAAUUUUAACAAGUUUCCAGACUGACUUGUCCCACUCUGGGUAAUUUACAUAAUUCAGUGGAAUCCUAUUUGCACAUCGAAGUUCAUUUUUAGUCUUAACUGGCAUUUUUUUGGUCUCCUCUGUGUCAGGAUAAUAAACACCUGAGUCAGGUGGAUAGAAUUUUGUGUUUGGUUGUUGAUGAAGCUGACAGAAUGGUGGAGAAAGGACAUUAUGAGGAGCUCACUAAAAUUCUGGAGAUGAUCAACAAGUAAGCUGAAAUAUUUUGCUGUAAUGUCAUUACAUCACAUAGUAAAUUUAGGAAAAAAUGCUUUUAUAAAUAGAGGAUUUAAAAUUGUAUAUUUCAUGAGUGUGAUUCAUAAAGAAUUAGGUUUAUAUAUAAAAAAUUUGUGUCUGUUUUGUCAGCUAAAAUUAAAAUAUAGAUUAACCUUUUGCAGAAAAGUAAUAUAUUAAAUAUUUGCAAUAACAUAUUAAUAUAUGUUAAUAGUAAAUCAAUUUUGAUUUCUUUGUUCACAGAAGCCCUCGCCGUGCGAGCAAUAGGCAAACAUUUGUAAUGUCAGCAACUUUGACAAUGGACAUUGCAGCUCCAAAGCGGGUGAUGACAAAGAAAAAAGGAAAGAAAGAUGAAGGCGACAAGCUCAGUAAGUUUAGGAGUGGUUCCACGGUUGGUUUUAAAAAUAACCAAUUGCUCACCUGAUACUUGGUGACAUUGGGCAGACCAGUAAGACAUACUAGUAUUCUAAUUUUAGGCUCAAAUUUCUAAAUAUUUUCACCACAUGAUGGUUUUUUUGAGAUGUCAAAAAUAAUUUUUUUAUUAGAAAAUUUGACUGAACGCAUAUGUGUUGGUCUGAAACCAAAAGUGAUUGACCUCACCCCCAAAGAUAAAGUAGCACAGACACUUACAGAACUGAGGGUUAAUUGUAAGGCAGAAGAAAAGGUAAUUCAAGUAAUUGUUUAAACAGGGCAUAGAGUUUUACUUAUGUUAUAAGUUAUAACUUCAGGAACUGUGGAAAACCGUUUUUUUUACUUAGCCUUUCUAAACAAAGAAAAAUGUUUGACAAAACAUAUGCUAAUACUCAAACAUUUUUUUGUCCCCAGGAUUUUUACCUUUAUUAUUUCCUGUGUCAGCACCCUGGCAGGACGCUGGUAUUUGCAAACAGCAAAGAUUGCUUGCGCCGAUUGGUGUCCCUACUUAACUUGUUGAAACGUUCCCCUCUCCCACUGCAUGCUGACAUGCAUCAACGACAAAGAUUGAAAAACUUGGACAAAUUUGCAGGUUGAUCAUUGUGCUUUACAGAUUUAAAAACUAACAGUUCAUUAGCUUUCAUCCGCUUUGAUUCUUCAAUACAGAUUUGAAAACUAACAGUUCAUUAGCUUUCAUCCGCUUUCAUUCUUCAAUACAGAUUUAAAAACUAACAGUUCAUUAGCUUUCAUCCGCUUUGAUUCUUCAAAUAAAUGCAUAUUCCCUUAAAAGUUUUCUAUAACCAGAAAUUUAAGGCAAACAUGAGAUAACUAGUGUUAAGAAAUUUAGUUUGGGGCUAAAGCAUUAUAAAAACCCUAGCUGGUGUAAGAGAGUAAAAAAAAAUCAACCUUUUUUUUGUUUCAAUAUCUAGAAAAUGACAGAGGACUUUUAGUAGCAUCAGAUGUUGCAGCGCGUGGUCUAGAUAUUCCUAAAGUGGAUCAUGUAUUACACUAUCAGGUGCCCAGGACAAUGGAGGUACAAAAACACAAUUGUCCAGAGACAGGAAUUUUCUGAUCUCAUAAAAGCUCUGAUAUUUUGUUGGUUAAUUGAUUUUUAUCACAAAAUCCUCUUUUCAUUUAAAUAAUAUAUCACAAUAUAUUGUUAAUGAUUAAAAUAUAAAAAUGUUGUUGAAGUUCUAGGUGUUUAUAUUAAUAUUAGUAUAUUAGUAUGCUAUGUCAAUUCAAUUUCAUUACAUGGUUGUAAAAAAAAAAAGUCUCAAUAACUUUCUUUUUUAAAUAUUUGUGUUAUCUCUACUUGUCGUUUAUAUUUUUCUUAGUCGGUUCACAGUAGUUGAAGAACUUAUUUUUAGUCAAAUAAGUGUUUAUAUAAAAUUUUGAGCUAUAUUGACUCUGUUCUUUUAAGUCAUGGUUGAUUCAUUUUCCUGAUCCACUUUGACUUUUUUUGUUGUUUAUUUAGAACUAUAUACACAGAAGUGGUAGAACAGCUCGUGCAAGCAAUGCUGGCCUCAGUGUAAUGUUAAUAGGUCCAGAGGAAGCAAAAGACUAUCGCAAAAUUGUAUUUGGUGUUAGAAAUGGUGAGCUGGACUUGUUAAGAUUGUGAAUGGUGAAAACAAUUGUGAAUUAGAAUAAGUGAUUUUGUGGAGGAGAAUAAUUAUAUCAAUGAGUCCUAAUUCAGUUUCAUUUUAUUAUUAGUGAGUGCUAUAAUAUGUUCUUUGCCUUUUAUAUUUUGGAUAUUGAGUUGAGUAGUCAUAUCUGAACUCAAGAAACGGCAGAGUUGAGAUUGUCAUUCAUAAAAUUGGAAACUGCUAAUACUUCAAAUUAAGAUAUGAAUUAGGAUUUUGAAGUUAUGGUGCAUGAUUUUGAUCCAGGUGAGGAAUUACCUGUGAUGCCAGUGGAGAUGGAUCUACUUCCUGCUGUGAAACAAAGAGUAGCACUUGCAAGAGAUAUAGAUGUCAAAGAAUACAGG